This is a messenger RNA of Corticium candelabrum, 2056 nucleotides long. RefSeq lists its product as uncharacterized. The transcript has 7 exons. NCBI's taxonomy places the organism in Eukaryota, Metazoa, Porifera, Homoscleromorpha, Homosclerophorida, Plakinidae. The record is from RefSeq and is a predicted model, not a curated record. Bases 35 to 1783 code for a protein of 582 amino acids. Gene Ontology annotation, molecular function: pyranose oxidase activity; flavin adenine dinucleotide binding.
AUUAUCUCCCUAGUUCCAUAUUCUAUUCGACGCUAUGGUUGAUCAAACUGAGCGGAUUGAGCUUUAUGAUCGAAUAUAUCAAGAUCAAGAUCAAGAAGAUGUAAACGAAUCUGAUGGAGACUGUGACACUGAAGUAGAUGGUAGCUGCACUAGAUAUGAUGUAGUCCACACCGAUGUGUUGAUUGUCGGAUCUGGACCUGUGGGGGCCACAUUUGCUCGACAGCUAGUGGACGGAGGCCGAGAAGUGUUAAUGGUGGAUGCUGGUAGUCAGCUGUCACGCCUACCAGGCGAACAUCUAAAGAAUUCCUAUGUCUGUCAACAAGAUCUAAACUCAUUCACAGGGUUAAUCAGCUCACAGCUUCAUGACCUGUCUGUCCCGACCAAUAUUCCAAGUGUAUGGACUUUAGACCCAGCAGCAUUUCAAGUCACUCGAUCUGAGAGCAACAAAGAAGGAUUUGUUCGCAACAACCAAAACCCAAGACAAGAUCCAGAAAACAACUUGCCAGGAGCAGCAGCAGUGUUCUGCAUUGGUGGAAUGGCUGUUCACUGGACAUGCUGCAUUCCAAGGCAAAAUCCAGUGCUAGAGAGAUCGAGCCUCUUAGCAACAGAUGACUGGGACAAGCUGUACGAAAGGGGAGAGAAACUUCUGUCAAUGAAUACAACAAUUUUUGAUGAUUCCAUACGACACUUUAUCACAAAGUCAACACUACAGCAUAUGUUUCCUGAUCGUGAUGUGAACAACAUGCCACUUGCUGUUCAAUCAAAUCCCUGCAACCCUAACUUAGUAAAAUGGACCGGAACAGACGUGAUCCUAGGAGAAGACCUCACAAAGAUGGCAAACGACAGAAAUAAUACAAAGUUUGCUAUACUGGAGCAACAUCUCUGCAGCAAUCUGCACAAAUCAGAAAUAGGUGGUGAAAUUGAGUAUGCCGUGGUGUGGGACCUAAUGAACCGAACUAAGAAAAUAAUCCACGCAAAGCAGUUUAUCGUCUGUGCUGGUGCUGUGCUCACACCUCAGUUGUUGUGGAAGUCGCAAAUCCGUCCACCCGCUUUGGGUCGUUACAUAUGCGACCAGCCUAGUGCAUUCUGUCAAGUCAUGCUGAGGUCAAAUAUUGUCGAGAACGUCAAGAACCAUACGUACCCCGGACUGACUAAAAGAAUGAAGAUCCGUUUGAGGCAUCAAAAGGACAGGUUUCCACGCGACCUCAUCCCAAUUCCAACUGACGACAAGCCACCUCAGGUAUAUAUUCCAGUUUCACCUGACCACCCAUGGCACGGCCAAAUUCAGCGUGAUGCAUUCAGGUAUGGCAAAGUGUCCAAGAAUAUUGAUGACCGUUUGGUAGUCGACUUUCGAUGGUUCACAUACGUUGAGCCUAACGAGAAGAACAGGAUCCUUUUCGAAGAAGACAUCGAAGACCGCUUUGGAAUGCCACAGCCAACAUUUCACUUCAAACUGAGCAAGCAAGACGCAGAACGAGCACACAACAUGUUUGACGACAUGACAAAAGCUGCAAUGACAGUCGGAGGCUUUCUACCCGGUUCAGAGCCAAAAUUUCUUCCACCAGGAAGCAGCCUUCACUUAACAGGUUCGGUACGUAUGGGAGCUACGGAUGAUGGUACAUCAGUUGUGGACACUUACUCGAGAGUUUGGGGGUACAGCAACCUCGUGCUUGGAUCAAACGGCGUGAUCCCAACAGGCACAGCAUGCAACCCUACUCUGACAUCCAUUGCAUUGGCGAUUCGAAGUGCUGACUACAUACUGAAAAACUCACCUCAUGUGUAACAGUCUAAACGUACACUGUUGAUUGUUAACUUAACUGACUCUUUCAAAGAUUAUAGUAACUUUUUUUUAUAAAAAUUUAGCAAUAGCAUUAGAUUUUAAGCAACAGAUAAGGUAUAACUGCAUAUAUUUACCCUCAAUUUUUGUUUGCUAAAUUAGUGAUUCUAAACUGUUGUGUAUGCAAACAUGGAUAUAACAUUUCAAUUGUAAAUGUCUAGUGAUCACUCAGGCUGUCUCUAUUGUCAGGUAUCUACGUUCCUGAUUUGCAGUCUUGGA